This is a messenger RNA of Benincasa hispida (wax gourd), 810 nucleotides long. RefSeq names its product zinc finger protein MAGPIE-like. Gene Ontology annotation, molecular function: DNA-binding transcription factor activity. Gene Ontology annotation, cellular component: nucleus. The record is from RefSeq and is a predicted model, not a curated record. NCBI's taxonomy places the organism in Eukaryota, Viridiplantae, Streptophyta, Magnoliopsida, Cucurbitales, Cucurbitaceae.
AUGUCUAAUUAUGGAAAUUGUGUGAAACACAGGAGAGAUAGCUUCAUAACUCACAGGGCAUUUUGCGAUGCAUUAGCAGAAGAAACAGCAAGAGUAAAAGUAGGAACAACAGUAAGCAAUAAUUUCAACUAUAAUUCAAUGGGUGGAGGGUGCAUAGAAGAUAAAACAGGGUUAUUCACGGGCCAACACUUUGGUUCAAUUUUGAAGCCAAUUUUAGUGAAGGAAGCAACAAUGACAAUAAGAAGCAAUGUUCAAAUGAUUGGGGGGCCGAUGAUGAUGUACGGUGAAGAUGGAGUUUGGGGAAACCAAUUAACAAUGGGUGAUUAUUAUAUUAAUCAUAAUCAAAAUCAAGGGUUAAUGAUGAAUAAUGGAGGAGUUUCUUCAUUAUACAGCCAUCAAUUACAGCAAAUGAAUCAAACCAAGAUGGGAAAUAUGUCAGCUACAGCUUUGUUGCAGAAAGCUGCUGAAAUUGGGCCAACUUGUACUACUACUACCACCACUAGAUCAACCCCAUCACUACUACAACUACAACAGGGGUUUUUGUUUAAUAAUGGGAGUGAGUUUUGUAAUUCUUCUAGUACUACAAGUAGACCAAUUAUUGUUGUUGAGAAUGAGAAUAAUGGGAAUGGGAAUGAGAUGUACACUGCAAAACAGCGACGUACUCAUAGUGAAUUUGAGUGUGGAAGUGGAAGUGGAAGUGGAAUAACAGGAAUAGGGGAGACGAGGGAACAGGAUAAUGUGUUAAUAAACUCAUCAAAACAUAGCAUUACAAUUGAGCUUACAGACAGCUCAACUGACCAAUCAAACUAA